Molecule: messenger RNA, 1955 nt
Organism: Darwinula stevensoni
Lineage: Eukaryota; Metazoa; Arthropoda; Ostracoda; Podocopida; Darwinulidae
Source: the annotation of a GenBank genome assembly
CCGGCUUUGAAAUUUUUUUUCCUCUUUAUCUCUCCCUGGCUUUGCUCGGUAGUGAUUAGAAACUAGAUCGAUUGCAUUUCUGCGUCACCUUACCGCGUCGCAUCAUCAUCAUCGAAAGAAUUUCCUGAUAUUUAGAAAUCCCCAGAAAUUGUCAGGAAAUUCCCAUCUUACCCCAUUUAGAAUCCUCGCCCGACUGUCAUCUCUCGUUGCGUCGGCAAUAGCAGGAAUUUUUCCUUUAAUUUGACAUUAGUAAAUCGUCGAGUUGCCGACAACCUAUAAAACUGAAUCGAUAAAUGUUAAGCCAUUCGACCCUAACGGCAAAUAGCCCAUUCGCUUGCGUUGCAGCCCGGUGACAAUUGAAUUAUGAGAAUAUUGAGAAGCACGUCCCACCUGGGAAGCACAAUUUGCAAAUUGCCCAGUUUUGAGGUGGAUCGGCUGGGCUCGGACGGCCAGGGAUCCUCUGUCGGGUCCAGCCCGGAUCGGACCAGCCCUCUCGGACUCCGCGCCAUCCUCGCCAAGUAUGCCGGUGGAGGAGGGAUGUAUGGAGGUUCCGGUCCGGGGAGUGGAGGAGGGAUGUACGGAGGAUCCGGUCCGAACGGUGGAGGAGGGAUGUAUGGAGGAUCUGUUCCGGGGGGUGGAGGUGGGAUGUUCGGAGGAGGACCGGGAUGGACCCAGCCCUAUAACCCUCCACGGCCGUCGUCUCAUCAGCCCGGGAUCGUCUCGAAUUCCAAUCACAUCUCAGCUGCUACCGUUGAGCAGCUGAGCGAUCUGAGCCUGAGCGACAGCCUCAAGCAGCCGCCUGGCUCCUACCUCUGCCAUCUCUGCUUCCAGAAGGGACAUUACAUCAAGGACUGCCCUCAGGCCCGACCGAAGGGCGAGGGCUUGACGCCCUACCAGGGGAGGAAGCGGUGCUUCGGGGAGUACCGGUGCCCAAAGUGCAAGCGGAAAUGGAUGAGCGGGAACAGCUGGGCCAACAUGGGGCAGGAGUGCAUCAAGUGCCACAUCAACGUCUAUCCGCACAAGCAGCGACCGUUGGAGAAGCCGGACGGGUUGGACGUGUCGGACCAGUCCAAGGUGCACCCGCAGCAUCUGUGCGAGAAGUGCCGGGCCCUGGGGUACUACUGCCGUCGGCUGCAAGCCUGACGGACGUGCCUCCGUGGAGGUUCCUGUCGUGGCGCGCGAUUAUCCGUGGUGUUCCUGUCGUGGCGCGCGAUUAUCCGUGGUGUUCCUGUCGUGACGCGCAAUGCUCAGUGGUGUUCCCGUCGUGGCGCGCGUGGGCGCGGCAUCGUGUUCCUGUCUUGGCAAAUAGGUGUACAUAUUUCCCCACUGAGUUCCCGUCAUGACACACACGUGUGCCUAAGGCGCACGCACGUUUCGUACAAUUGUAACUUCCUCUAGUCGUGGUGGGUCAUUCCAGACGAGGACUUUCUCUUUUCUGCGUCGCCAUCGGCCCCAACCCCUUUCUUCCAGUGGCGCUUUGCAGUCUGCUCAUGCCCUCACUAAUGAGCUCAUUUCAUUAAUGACCCCUGUUCAUCGCGAACGCCAUUUCAUCACGAAUGCCAUUUCAUCGCGAAAGCCAUUUCGUUUUUCCCCCUCUUCGCCUGGGCUCCCUCGCAUUGCUCUCGCCAUGGCUCUCAAGAAUUCCAGUUUUCACGGGGCUUCGACGGCGGCGCUGUUUCUCUGUUUGUCCGUUUUUUUUGCAUGUCUGUGCGUGUGUGCCUUCUGUGCCAAAUUUUCGGCCGUUUCAUCGGUUCUCCUAGAAUGGCGAAUUUUUUUACGCUUAGAUCUGGUUAGGCUGCACUCGGAUACGCUUACGAAUUUUUUUCGCUCUUGGUUUAAACCGGACGUGGAAUCACCGAUGCAAUUUUUCAAAUUUAAAGUUUGGUCAUGUUUGAACCAUUAAAUGGUGAUGUAUGAACCAUUAAGUGGUGAUGUAUGAACCAUUAAGUGGCGAU